Molecule: messenger RNA, 7113 nt
Organism: Lepisosteus oculatus (spotted gar)
Lineage: Eukaryota; Metazoa; Chordata; Actinopteri; Semionotiformes; Lepisosteidae
Gene: tbx5a
Product: T-box transcription factor 5a
Biological process (GO): regulation of transcription by RNA polymerase II; cardiac left ventricle formation; positive regulation of DNA-templated transcription
Cellular component (GO): nucleus
Molecular function (GO): RNA polymerase II cis-regulatory region sequence-specific DNA binding; DNA-binding transcription factor activity, RNA polymerase II-specific
Source: RefSeq, a predicted model, not a curated record
UGGACACAGGCUCUCGGCACUUCGCGAGCGCCCAGAGCAACCCCCACGUCAUUCCACUCUGAUCUCGGUCUCUGCUGCUUGCGAGCGUCUCGUACCGAUUGACAGUGUGAGCGGAGAGGGGAGAGAGAGGGGGAGAAUGGGAGUGUGUGUCUGAGGGAGAGGGAGACAGACCUGCUCUUCUGAGGGAAAGUCGUUCCUGCUACGGUCAGCGCAGUCUCCCAGGCACCGCUUUUGGGAAAAGUUAGCGGCUCCCUAGAAUAAAGCAAAUGAUAUGCCGCGCUAUUGCUAGAAAAGCAAAAUCUUUUUUUUAAAAAAACCUCGACAUCUGACAACCUGGAAGUGUCUGGAGAGGAACAGAUUUGUGGAUCUAAUUGGGUAGAUCUGCGGGUUUUUUUUACGUCUGGAAUAUGUGUUAAUAUUAGGUGGGAACCGACAAAACAAGGGACACAAGUUUCGCCUCUACGGAUUUAUACCGCUGAUCAGCUCGUCUCUUCCCAAAAGUUGGAGGCUCAGCUGAAGGCGUGCCUGACAUGGCGGAUACAGAGGAAGGCUUCGGGCUUCCCAAUACACCUGGGGACUCUGACUCGAAGGACUUGCAAGAUGACAACAAGCGGGAAAACCAAACAGGAGCUUCGAGCAAAUCUCCAUCACCACAGACAACAUACACUCAACAGGGGAUGGAAGGCAUCAAAGUUUACUUACAUGAACGAGAACUCUGGACAAAGUUUCAUGAAGUUGGAACAGAGAUGAUUAUAACCAAGGCAGGGAGGCGCAUGUUUCCAAGCUACAAAGUGAAGGUAACUGGAUUGAAUCCAAAAACGAAAUAUAUUCUCUUGAUGGAUAUAGUACCAGCAGACGACCACCGCUACAAAUUCGCUGAUAACAAAUGGUCUGUGACUGGGAAAGCAGAACCCGCUAUGCCCGGAAGGCUCUACGUUCACCCCGACUCGCCAGCUACAGGGGCGCAUUGGAUGAGGCAACUCGUGUCCUUCCAGAAGCUGAAGUUAACGAACAACCACCUCGAUCCAUUCGGACAUAUUAUAUUGAACUCCAUGCACAAGUACCAACCGAGACUCCAUAUUGUGAAAGCGGACGAAAAUAACGGAUUCGGCUCCAAAAACACAGCGUUUUGUACUCAUGUCUUCUCUGAAACUGCAUUCAUUGCAGUUACGUCCUACCAAAACCACAAGAUUACGCAGCUAAAGAUUGAGAACAAUCCCUUUGCCAAAGGUUUCCGUGGAAGUGACGAUAUGGAGCUUCACAGGAUGUCCAGGAUGCAAAGUAAGGAGUACCCAGUGGUCCCGCGCAGCACGGUCCGACAGAGGGUGGGCUCCAGCCAGAGCCCCUACGGUGGGGAUGGGAGGGGGGUGCCCACCCCGGGCAGCCUGGGCUCGCAGUACCAGUGUGAGAACGGAGUCACCAGCACGUCUCAGGACCUGAUGGCUCAGUCCAACCCCUACCCACUCUCUCAUGAGCAUAACCAGGUCUACCACUGCGCCAAGAGGAAAGUGGAGGACGAGUGCCAGACUGCCGAGCACCCCUACAAGAAGUCCUACAUCGAGAGCUCACCCAGAGACGAGGAUGCUUAUUACCGAGCGGGCAGCUACUCCCAGCCUCCCGGCCUGGGUGCAGCCCCGUACAGGACAGAGUCAGCCCAGCGCCAGGCCUGCAUGUAUGCCAGCGCCUCGCAAGCAGCAGACCCCGUGCCCAGCCUGGAGGACAUCAGCUGCAACACGUGGGCCACCGUGCCCCCCUACAGCACUUGCCCAGUGACUGCCAUGCAGCCCAUGGAGCGGAUGUCCUAUCAGCACUUCUCUGCCCAUUUCACCUCUGGUCCCCUCAUGCCCAGACUGAGUGGGGUGGCCAACCACGCCUCGCCACAGAUCGCGGACACGCACAGCAUGUACCAGAGCUCUGUGCCCCAUCAGCCCCUCGCCAGACAAUGUGGACCCCAGACGGGCCUCCAGUCUCCCACCGCUGGCCUCCAGGGAAACGAGUACCUCUACCCUCACACCAUGCCCCGCAACCUCUCUCCACACCAGUACCACCCUGUCCAUGGCGUGGGCAUCGUGCCGGAGUGGAGCGAGAGCAGCUAGUCGCAUCACAUCCUGACCUGAGACUGAGGACACGCUGGGGGCAGGAGACCAGGGGUGGGGUGGGGGGGGGGACGCAUUUAUGAAACAAGAACAAACUUUUCCCACGAAUUCCAAGACUUGGCGUGGUAUAAUCACUGCUAUGGGCUCCCUUCCGUACGACAGCCUUAUUCUCAGUCUGUGAAUCUUCCCCUCAGAGAGAGGGAAAAGGAGGUGGCCUCAAAGGUAUGAAGGAGUUUGUCUGUUGUUUAAAACAAAGCUACAACGCUGUUCCCGUGGAAUGAGACUCAUCCUGGAGCAGUAAAGAGAAAGACAUGCAGAGAAAUAAGCAUACACAGGGAUAAGCUCAGUACACUAGAGGCACAGGAUUGCUGGUGUGACACCCCUUCAUUCCGAAGGAAUGCUGCAAAGGGAAAGUCUACUCCUGUUCGUCUUCUAUAAGCCUAUACAAUAUCAGCCUCACAAGAGUUCUGUCCUUUGUUAUUUUCUACUUCUUUAUCGUUGUUUGUGGUGUUUUGUUCACCUAGUUGUGUCAGAUGCUAUUCAGAAAAUAAAGGACCCUUAAUCAGUUAACUCUUUCCAGUGCUUUUAGUCCACUUUAAUACAGGAUCUAUAAGGUCUAGUGCUGAACCACUGGAAAGACAAAAUCCACAGAAAACAUUGGAUAUUUAUUUCAGAGUAAAGACAUAAAAUGUAUAAUACUUAUACACAGCAUGAAUUUGUUUUUACCCAUCAUGCUGAUUUUGUUGUCUCUUUAUAGAAGCUAAAGUAUUAAUCCAAUACUGGGCAGCUACCCCAGUUCUAGUUUGAGAUAUCCAUAUUGAGAAGUCCAGACCAAAGGUUUGUUAAUUUUAAUGUGACUUUCACUUCCGUUCAAAGCUAUGGUGAAGGCCACCAAAUCAGAAGUCAAGAUUUCCACCUCUUUUUUUUCAAACUGUAAAUGUGUACAUUAAGAAGGUUUUCCUAAGAUUUUUAUGGAAAAUGUUUUGGAUUGCUAAUUGUAAAGAUCUUUGCCGUGAAUUACCUCGCCCAUCUGUACACAACAGUGGACACAGGCUAAGGCCACUCACCAUUGAGCAAAUAAGACUAGUCUAGCUUAACUGAAAAUGAUUCAGUGGAUGUCUUCUACAAGAUGUCUAGAUUUAGGGAAAGACAACUUUCUUAUAUUUGACUCUUAAAAAAGGUGAAUAGAAGAAUCUAUUGGAUUAUAUUCUGUUUUGUUUGAGGAGCUGAUUUAUUUGUCCAUCGAUCUUCCCCUCCCUUACCAAUCAUAAUUGCAUGUCCCCUUUUCUCCAAAUCAUAAUUUCAUUUUUCUUUAGGGAUCACACUGGCAGAGUGAAUCAAACUGUACAAAUACGGUAGGGACGCUGGUAUCCUUAUAGAUAGAACUCCAGAGUUCAAUUAUCAGGACUGUGUUUUAAGCAGUCAUAGUAAAAGAAUUGUGUAUACAACUUAAGGCACUAAGGAACUUAGCAAAUGGUCUAGACUUUCAACUAUAAUCCGUAGGUAUUGUUAUCAAAACAAAAGCUUGAAGCUAGCAUUGAAUUUGUAUAUCUAAAAUUGAGCCACCGAAUACAAGAUCAUCUAGUCUGAUAGAGAAACAAUAUUAAUUGCUUAUUGCAUAAGCUAGUCAAGGUAUAAAGGACAAUUAGCCCCACCACCCACACACCAUUCCCUGUUUCUUCACUGAUUUUGAUACAAAUACAAACAAUGUUGGGUUCAAUUCUUUAAGGGUGUGCUGUAAAUAUUGCAAUGUCUUUCAUGGUGUAUCACUUUAUUAAUCAGAAAACUAAAUCGCCACAUUUUUAAAGGUAUGUAGCCAUAUUCUAGCAGUAAAAAGCUUCAAGGAAAUGAACAGCUUUCACAGCAGAUCUAUGAUUAAGGAACUACUCAGAUUUUAAUUUGCAAUUAAUGUAGCCAUAUCUUACUGGUACAGUUUGCAUGACUCAUGAGAACAGUUGAGUCAAUUUAUUUAAUGCUAACAUUAUUUCAUUCACCCUGGAGUUGGAGUUAAUGCAGAACUUUGUUGAAAAAGUCUUGAGUAUGUGCGCUUUAGCACAUGUGUAAACAUUAAUCUUUAUUUGGGCAACCACAAGUUCCUUACUCAUAUGAUAACUAGCUCGGCACAGAUAAGAAUUGGCGGUCUAUAUCUUAAAUUAGUUAAUUCAUCAGAAUGUCUUAACCACCACCUGUUAUGAUGAACAUAUUCAAUAAACUUAGGAAAGGUAUCACUGGCAAAUAAGUGUAGUUUAACAAAAUAUAGUCUGCUUGAUAAAUUAGUAGUGUUAGUGGUAGAGGGAGCCAAUUGCAUCUGCAACUGUAUACCAUUAUAAUUUAGUGAAUAUCAUCUUUCAUGUACUGUUAUUUCUUUUAGAAAUAUUUAUUUCUUUUUGAAAUAACAUUUUAUUUCAACCUUUGCUGAUUGCCAAAAAUUUCUGAAGCUUGAUAAAAAAUAAUAUGGAGAAGCGUGUGAUAAGGAGCUGGACUAAAAGACUAAUGCCAUAGGCCUGUUGAUGAAUUAUCGACAGGGAAAAAAGGGUUAAUAUGUAUUUUAAGCCUCCGGUAAAGAUCGAGGAGGACAGAAAAACAACUGAUUAUCUAGGAGUUCUUGGAAGUCUAAUGCAAAACAAUGACUGAGCAUAACAUUGGAAAAGGCAUAAUGAGAAAUAUGAUGAAUGAUGGAUAAUGUUCUGAUUCAAACUGCGGUUUUUCCUUUUGCAUUUUGUGGAUUUUUUUUCCUAUGCUUCCACGGCUGCUGGUCUCUUUCCAUGUUUCCUUCAGCUCAUCUCUGUCUAAACAAAAGCAAAGCUUGUGCAUGAAAUUCUAAUGCAGAGAUUGUAGUGGACACAUACCACCCUCCAUUCAAAUUUCAAAUGUGGGCAAUUACUGAAUAAAAUGGUGGUUUCUUCACAAUGAUAAAAUUGGCUUAAAGCAUGCAAUUAAAUGGAGCAAGAAGUAACACAAGGACAAUUUCACAUGGUUCGCCUCAGUCUGAGACAAUAUUGCUUAGGUGUUCAGAAACUGAACAUCAAAACUGAGGAAGAUACGCUAUGGUACACAAAAUCCUGUUAAAUUGCAGGAAGUAAAAUGAUAAUAAGUUUUCCUUUAAUUCAGCUCACUUUCAACCCACUUUUACGAUAUACAAUCUGAUUACCUAAAAUAACAUCGUCUUAUGGCCACAAAGCAUUUCUGCUAAUAACAGAUAUUCAGAUCUGUUCCACUGUAAAACCUCCUUUGUGUCCUUAAAUGUAAGCACUUCAUUAAUUCUAAUUAAACUUGUAAUGAUUUGUUAAAUUGCUGACCUGUUCUUCAGAUGUAAGGCAGUAUUAAGGUUAAUUCUGCACAUUAGGUUAUCUAACUGAAACUCUCUAAAAUAGAGGUGUCACACUCAACAUAUUAUCUUAGCCACUUUUACAGAUAUGGCCUUAUUUAAUCAGGGAAUUGGCGGCUGUGUAUUAGUCAGGAUUGACUUUCAGGAGUCUAGAUUUUGGCGAGUAGCUGACAUAUUACAAAUGCUUCAGAGAACGGACUUUUGGAGGCAUCGAUUCCUUCUCCGUGACGGACGAAGGACUGUCUGGCCAGAUGUCAAUUUCUAAUAAUUUGGCAACAAUAUAACACUGGGUUAAUGAGGGUUUAUACAUGAAAAAUGUAGCUUGUUGAUUUUGUGUGCAUCACACCUUUUUUGUUGCAUUGUAUUUAAACAUCAAUGCUUUCUGUUUAGCACAGCUACAAUGUGCUUUUUCACACAUUAAUGUAAAAAAUAAUUCUACCUCUAUAACUUUACUAGAACAUUGAUUAACAAACAGCUUGAACAAUGUCAUUUCCAUGACUUUAUUAUUUGACUGAAAAAUAAUUAUUUUUGAUUGCAUAUAAGAGGAAUUGCAUACUGUACAGAAUUGUCCACUAGGACAUUGUUUCAAAUUCUGUUUUUUGUUUCUUGUUGCAUUCUCUGUGCUCUUUCAGACAGAAAUCAUCACACCUGAAACCUCCUUUAUACUACUAUCUUCUUGCAAAAAAAAAACUAUUGGCUGCAUAGAGAGGACAAAUGAGCAACUAGUUCCUUUGCUAAGAAUCAAACCCAAUAAUUAAGGACAACAGGAAAAAAUACAAACUGGAUUUAUUUUACUAAAACUGUUUAAUCUAUGACCAUUUUAUGCAGUAGAAGAAGCCACAAAUGCUACUUAAAAAAUAUGAUCACAGCUCCAAUAGAUCCAAACUCUGCUGCGGUAGUAUGAGUUUUGGACGACCAUUAACAUGUCCCUAUAUGCCAAAAGCUCUGUCACUACAGACUGAAGCUCAUUGUUUGUGAAUUUCUUCAUCAUCUAAAAAUGUUUCUAAUACAUAUGAUCAUGUUAAGGGCAAUGUUAAAGAAAGUUCUUUACCCUUCACAAUAACAGCAAGAUUCAUUCAUACAAUCCAGGCUGUCUUAGUGUAUGGUUUGAUAUACAGAAAAAAUAAUUUCAGAUGAUUAACCGGAAUCUGGGAAUCUUCGUCUUAGUUUAGAAUCCAUAGUUUGCUAAACCUCAUUUUCAGUGUCAUGGUCUUGAGAACUGGACAAAAGAUAUUAAAAAAAGAGGUGGUACUUCUACACUUAAAACAUAUUUUACUGUCAGAGCAUCAUGCACAGAAUUAAUUGGUCACCUAUAACUUUAUGUUGAUACAUUUUAAUGCCCUAUUGUAAAAAAUAGAUGUAUCUGAAAGUAUAAAAAGCAAAAACAAAUAUGAAAAAUACUAAAUUAUGUAUCAAGCAAUAAGAAUUGAUUAUGGAAAAAAAGAAAAAAGAAGCUUGUAUUAACUAGUAUGGUUCUUGUUCAUAGUAUUUAUUGCUUUAGUAUUCUAAAUCAGUUUGUUUCUAGCUUAUCAAAACAAUAUAUUGUUAGUUACUUGUUUGCUUUGUUUUCAGUUUUCUAAUGAAAAAAUAUUCAACAAUGCUGUUAUAGAAAUUGGGUAAUUAAAAUACAAUUGUAAAAAAGAGAUGGAUUACUUUGUUGUUCUUGUUGUAAAUAAACACAAAUGUAUA